AAUUGUUGUGAUAAACUUAUUAAAUAGAGUAAAAUUGCUUAUGAGGUUCAGAUAUGUUCUGAAGUGAGCGUUGAGCCUUCCAACUGCAAUGGAAGAGGCGGUAAUUCGGCCCCAACAGGGUCUGCAAUUGUCUUCGAUCCCAAUGGUGGCUGCCGUGGCCUCAGUGUCGCCCAGUGGUCAAAGUGGAUCAGGCCAUACUCCUACAGGAGGUAACCUCUCUCCCAACCCAGCGGCACUAGGAGCACCCCCGGGAUCUCCAUCUCCUCAGCAGGUAGCACCUCAGCAUCAAGUACAAAUAGGUGCAGGAGGGGUCACUCCAGUGGGUCUCCCAUCCUCGCCGACUGUGAAUGCCAUGGCAGAAGCCGCGUUUGAUGAUCGACUAGACCCCAAUGCAGUUGCAAUUAGCCCCCUCAACCCCAAGUGGCUGGAAAGUAAAUGGACCCAAGGUAUCCUCUUGCUGAGUUGCUUCGUCAGCUUCAUCUCAAUUUGUGUAAACACUCCCAACAUGCUCUUCACCAAAGUCAAACCUUCUAAACUUUCAUCCAAUUCAGCUGAGAAUCAGGCAGAAUUCGAACCGAAUUUGACUGUGUUCUGGACUCUGUUUUCUGUCGAUCUCUUCUUGGCAUUGCUGUUCUCGCUUGAGACUUUAUCGACGUUCCUCCAUGCUGCAAGAAGGAAGUCGACUCUUGACGAAGCAGCUCGACCGUUUUCUUUCUCGAUGAUAUUUGACGCAAUCAUCUCUGCUUUUCAUUGGAUCUCACUUAUAAUACAAGGUUUGUUUCUGAUGAGGGUAUUCAAUCCUUAUUGUCCCAUUGUGAUCCUGAGGCUUCCGCGUACUUUAAUCAUUCUGAGACCCCUGAGACACUACUUGUCGUUCAGAGUGACUGCCAAUAAGUCAGUUGGAUUCAAUUCCGAGGACAAUAAGGUCUCCAAAGUGUUCAGGCGUUCUGGCAAGCAAGUAUGGAAUGUUACCAUGUUUCUUCUAUUCUUUCUCUGUCUCUAUGGACUAGUGGGUGUGCAGUUCUUUGGAGCACUGAACCAUCAUUGUAUACUAAAAGAUGCUAAUGCGUCCGAUAUUCAGAUUGAUGACCUCAUGAUUCCAGACACACAUUGCAACCCACAUAUUGGGUCAGAUUACGGCUAUCACUGUCCUCCGAUGUACGAGUGCAAGGAAAUCCACCUAAGAUGGGACCAAAGAGACUACAAUGGAUUCGACCACUUCAUCUACAGCAUAUUCACUGUCUACGAGAGCGCCUCACAAGAGGGCUGGAUACUGACCAUGUACAAAACUCAGGAUACAUUUGAGUUCUGGAAGUCAUACGUGUACUUCUUCACGCUUAUUUUCUUCCUGGCGUGGCUUGUAAAGAAUGUGUUCAUAGCUGUCGUCAUUGAGACUUUCGCAGAACUGAGAGUACAGUUUCAACAAAUCUGUGGAACCAAAAACUUCGGACUCGAAGAUGCACCUACGCAGAGGUUCGCGACUGCUGGGCCUUCUACAUGGGAAAUAGUAACUGUGGACGAGAACAAACGAAGAGGUCUUGCUCCUGAAAUAUGUAUGAGAAUAGUUCAGUCUUCAGCAUUCCACCUCACUGCUUUGAUGCUGGUGUUGGCCGAUGCUCUAUUAGCUGCGAGCACCCAUUACUCUAUUGCGAAUCAAGAACAAGUCAGAAAUUGGAAUGAGAUACUUUAUUAUGGCCAGAUUCUCUUCACUGUGCUGUUUGACUUGGAAGCACUGUUCAAAAUAUUCUGCCUGGGCUAUGCUGCCUACAUUGAGAGAGGUCUGCAUAAGUUCGAAUUCCUGGUGGCUGUUGGUUCCACCAUCAGACUGGCACCGACACUCUACCAGAGUCAGUUCACCUAUUUCCAGGUGUUGAGAGUUGUCAGACUCAUCAAAAUGUCUCCGGUCACUGAGGAGUUCGUGUUCAAGAUCUUUGGUCCAACCAAGAAGUUGGGUACUUUGAUCAUGUUCACAAUGAGCACCCUUAUUCUGACUUCGGCAGUCAGUCUGCAAUUGUUCUGCCACAUUGACGAUCUGAAGCACUUCGAGAAUUUUAUCCAGGCAUUCAUGGCGAUGUUCCAAAUCCUGACUCAGGAAGGAUGGGUGGAGGUCAUGGACACUACCAUGUGGAAGAGCGGAGAGUGGUUUGCCCCCUUCGUUGCCGUAUAUUUCGUGUUCUACCACUUAUUCGCUACUCUAAUCGUUUUAUGUCUCUUUGUGGCUGUCAUUUUGGACAAUCUGGAGUUAGAUGAAGACGUCAAGAGAAUCAAGCAGUUGAAGGCUAGAGAACACAAAGCGGGAACGGAGGAUAAGUUGCCAUGGAGACUGGCUCUGUUUGAGAAGUUUCCGGAUACACCUCAGAUGGUGACUGUGAAUAAGUUGUCGAGGAACUCAGACUUCCCGUCUGAUGCGAAAGUCAGGGACUCAUUCAUGCGCAACUUUAUAUCUGGUGGAACUGAAAAUGAAGUACUGGUCAAGUUGAUUGAGGGAGUUAGCGAACAAAUGAAGCCACGGCUGAAAGAAGCUUGGGAGGAGCCAACUGCAUUAGCGGCAGACAAGACCAAAGAAUUGAAGAAACUUCUCGCCACAGAAGACAAACGUGAACUAACGAAGAACCAACCCAAUUACUUCACGCGCAAAAUGCGCGCUCUAGCCGCACUCAAAGAUUGCAUUCGUUAUCAGAGCUUGAAUGAACAAGGCAAUGGCUCUGGUUCUGGGCUAGGGAUGUUGUACCGAGGUAACACAUCAUCAGCAGCGGGGACGUCGCUCUUUGCGACACAGCAUGCUUUGAGGCAGGAUCGUAGGCACAGAAGGUCGGGAUCCGUCAAACUGGGGAUGAAAGUUGACCAGACUAAGGAAAACGGACAUGUGUCUGCAUUUACUCCCGUCAAGACCAGAGAUCUGGACAUAAAGAUUCUGCAAGAGAAGACUCAACAAGCCGAAAUUAAAAGGAGUGCUAAAGAGGAAAAUCUACGGGAAAACCAUCCUCUAUUUGACACACCUUUGUUCAUGGUUGGACGCGAAUGUCGACUGCGGAAGUUUUGCCAGAUGAUUGUCACCGCCCAAUAUAAUCCAAUUGGAAGGGACAGACGCACCGGGCUGAUCAAGAGGUCAACAUACCAGCCGUUCUUCGAUCUUCUAGCUCUUGUCCCGUAUCUUGACUGGGCGAUGAUUCUAGUAACGAUUUUGUCCGGUUGUUCAAUGAUGUUUGAGACACCUUUUCACCGAGUGGUGGAACAUGAGGAGCUGCAGGUUGCGGAAUAUAUAUUUGUCACGGCAAUGUCACUCGAACUCACUUUCAAGAUGCUGGCCAACGGUUUGUUCUUCACCCCCAACGCGGUCAUCAAAGACUUCGGUGGAGUCAUGGACAUGAUAAUCUAUUUAAACGGACUUGUGUUCCUUGCCUGGCUUCCUGAGGAUGUUCCCGCUCACUCUUUUGCUCAGUAUCUGAUGGUCGGCAGAUGCAUGAGACCUCUGAGAAUAUUCUCCCUUGUUCCUGACAUGCGAAGAGUGGUGUACGAACUAGUUCGCGGAUUCAGGGAGAUCUUCUUGGUUUCCGUUCUCCUGGUUGCGCUGAUUUUCAUCUUCGCCAGCUAUGGAGUCCAGACAUUGGCAGGCAAGCUAUAUAGGUGCAAUGACCUCAACGUGCGCAACCUUAAUGAGUGCAGGGGCAAUUAUCUGCAGAAGAUAGCAGUUGUAAAGUACCUGCAUAUCGGAACGCCCGAAGAUCUUCCAUCAAUUUUGGUUCCACGUGUGUGGAGCAAGCCACGCACCUUCGGCUUCGAUAACAUAUUCCAAGCCAUGCUCACUCUGUUCGAGUGUUUGUCGCUGGAGGGCUACAAAGAAAUAGCCGAGUAUCUCAUUGACUUUGAGAGUACAGUUCCCAUACCCGUGAAUGGGCUGUUUGUUCACGUGUUUGUGUUCAUCGGUUGCCUGAUCGGAGUGACUCUGUUUGUUGGCGUCAUCAUCGCCAACUUCCAGGAGAACAACGGGAGAGCCCUUCUUACUGUAGACCAGAGAAGGUGGGAGGACUUGAAGAGGAGAUUGUCGCUAGUGCAGCCACUGCAUCUGCCUCCGAGGCCAGGCGACAGAUACUCGUUCAGACAGUACGUCUAUGACCAGAUCAUGAGCAAGAGAGCAAAGAGGCUCAUAGCCUUCUUAGCUGUCGCACAGAGCGCCCUACUCGGCGUUAAGUGGGAAAGCAAGAAUGAGGCAGCUAUCAACCUAGCUAUUUUGUCGGCGCUGUUCAAUGUUCUCUUCGCGGGCGAAGCCAUAAUGAAAUGUGUUGCUGUGUCCUUUCGUGGCUACUGGCAGAGCUUCAGGAACAGAUACGACCUCUUCGUGACCUUUUUGGGUCUUCUGUGGAAUGUGUUGUUCGCUGUCAAUUCUGAGCAAUUCUGGGAGCUGGGAACCCUGGUGGUCAUGUUGAGAUUUUUCACCAUCUGCGGAAAACAGGCGACCCUGAAGAUGUUGCUGCUGACUGUGCUGGUGUCAGUGUACAAGAGCUUCUUCAUCAUCCUCUCUCUCUUCGUCCUCAUCCUCUGCUACGCUCUCUCGGGAGUCAUCCUGUUCGGAACUGUCAAAUAUGGAGAGAAUUUGCACAGGCGAGCCAACUUCCACAAUGCUGGCCACGCCAUGACAGUUCUGUUCCGGAUAGUGACGGGGGAGGACUGGAACAAGAUCAUGCACGACUGUAUGCUCAGUCCCCCCAUGUGCACGGAGGCACCCGACUACUGGGACUCGGACUGUGGCAGCUUCACUGCAUCCAUCAUAUUCUUCUGUUCUUUCUAUGUCAUUCUCGCUUACAUUGUGCUGAACUUGCUCGUCGCUAUCAUCGUGGAGAACUUUUCUUUGUUCUACUCGAAUGACGCAGAUGCGCUGUUGAGCUACAACGACAUCAAGAUGUUCCAGGAGAAGUGGAAGAUAGUAGACCGGGAGAGGAAGGGAUACAUCACCACAAUACAAGUCCGCUUCCUUCUCAGACACCUCACCGGUCGUCUGCAAGUGGAUAUGGUGAAUGACAAGCUGCUGUUUAAACACAUGUGUUGUGAGGCGGAGAAGACGCACAACGGGGCAGAGGUCUCCUUCCACGAAAUACUCUCAAUGCUCGCUUACAGAUCAGUCGACAUUAGAAAGGUUCUGCAACUGGAGGAGUUACUGGAGCGGGAGGAGCUGGAGUUCAGCAUCGAGGAGGAGGUGGCCAAGCAGACCAUCAUCAACUGGUUCAACAAAAUAGUCAAGGCCAGAAACGUCCGGCGACAGACCACAGGGGAGACAUUUAUAUCUCAACUGAGGCACCAAAUAGAGGAGGAAGUCAUUCAGAAGUGGAACCCAAAUGAGACCAAUGUGCACAAACAGGGCUCAAUUGGGGGAGGGGCCGGUGGAUCUUCCAACAAUGCUGCAGAUGAUGGAACCACGGAAAAGAUGGGUCAGUUCCUAACUGCGUCAGAUGGUUCGAAAAAGUACAAGAAAGGACUCUGUCUUAAGAAAAACGUGAGCAGUGAAAGUGAAUCGAACGCCUCACUUGUCUACAUUGACUCAUGGAAAGCAGACACUUGUGCUGGAUCGGGCGCCAAAGUGCAGAGCUGGUGGAAUGCUGCAAUUCUACAAAACUCAAUUAAUGCAUCCGUAGACAGUGAAGAUAGUGAUGAUUCGGAUGAUGAGGACUGAGAUAUCAUCUAUCAUUUCGUUUUUUAUUGCAUUAAAAUUUAAUAGUUUGUAAAAAUUCUUCGAAGUUUGCUGAAAUUAGAUUAGAUCAUGCUCGUGUAAAAUAUUUGAUAAGCUGUAAUUUAAUUUAAAAAAGCACUGUCGAAAAUAGUAAAUUCGCAAAUAAUUUAUCUGAGACUUAUGUGCAAUAAAACAAACCUAAUUUAAAAUGUGCAAUAGAAAUUAUUAAAUGUGCAAUAUGAGAUAAUGAUUGCAACUCACUGCUUUCCAGUCAAUGAAAACUCAAUAUUGAUAUCGUGCAGUUCAUAACUAGAAUAUUUGCUCGCUUGCGUAGUACUACAUAGGUGUAAUGAGCACUAUGGCUAUGAGAAAUAUAAUAUUGUUUUACCUGUUUUUGAAUUCUGCGGCAUGCAUUACGAUGACCUAAUCAGAUUCACAAGUUUGUAAAAACAAGGUCACCACGGGAAUCAUUUCGCAUCU
Messenger RNA from Symsagittifera roscoffensis, 6145 nucleotides. RefSeq names its product sodium leak channel NALCN-like. Gene Ontology annotation, cellular component: plasma membrane. Gene Ontology annotation, biological process: positive regulation of synaptic transmission, cholinergic; monoatomic ion transport; transmembrane transport. The record is from RefSeq and is a predicted model, not a curated record. The transcript is spliced from 29 exons. Lineage: Eukaryota; Metazoa; Xenacoelomorpha; Acoela; Convolutidae. Gene Ontology annotation, molecular function: calcium ion binding; monoatomic cation channel activity. Bases 89 to 5668 code for a protein of 1859 amino acids.